Bombina bombina (fire-bellied toad) is the source of this 1921-nucleotide messenger RNA. Its product is annotated as solute carrier family 2, facilitated glucose transporter member 9. The record is from RefSeq and is a predicted model, not a curated record. The coding region runs from base 142 to 1698 and encodes 518 amino acids. The transcript is spliced from 12 exons. Gene Ontology annotation, biological process: monosaccharide transmembrane transport. Lineage: Eukaryota; Metazoa; Chordata; Amphibia; Anura; Bombinatoridae. Gene Ontology annotation, cellular component: membrane. Gene Ontology annotation, molecular function: hexose transmembrane transporter activity.
UCAGAUAGCAAUUGAUUACACAGGAAGAGUGCUAUAGUUUCAAUGGACUGGCUUAAUAGUGGUCUGCAAAAAGUUUUUGCAAAUCAUAAAGGAAAAGUAUUUGGUAACUCUCACUUCAAAUUAGAGGUGCCUACUCUUUAAAUGGAUAAGACUAAGCAAGGGUUGGGUGCCAAGGAAAUCACAGGGCACCUUACGUUCCCACUGUUGGCGGUCUCAUUGCUCUCUUCCUUUGGAUCUUCUAUGCUCUAUGGCUACAACUUAGCAGUGGUGAACUCGCCAAGCGAGUACAUCAAAGCAUUUUACAAUGCCACCUGGUACCAAAGAUAUGGGCAACCACUGGCCGAGAGCCCACUUACCAUUAUGUAUUCCUUAACGGUGUCUGUGUUUGCAUUGGGUGGAAUGGCUGGAUCUUUGCUAGUUGGGGUACUUGUGUCCAGGUUUGGAAGGAAGGGGACUGUAAUUUGGAGCACACCAUUGGUUUUCCUUGCUGGUGGUUUGAUGGGAUUCAGUCGUUUCUUUCAAUCGCCAGAAAUGGUAAUCAUUGGGAGAUGUAUCACUGGCAUUCACUCAGGUAUUUCCCUAAGUGUGGUUCCAAUGUAUUUGGGUGAAAUUGCCCCAAAGAAUUUACGUGGAUUUUUGGGCAUGUUCCCUAGUAUCUUUAUCUGUCUUGGGGUUUUCUGUGCACAAGUUCUUGGCCUUCCAGAACUUUUGGGUCAGGACGAAUCCUGGCCCCUCUUUCUUUCCUUGGUUGUGAUUCCCACCUUUAUUCAGCUGAUGCUCCUUCCAUGGUUCCCAGAAAGUCCUCGUUAUCUUCUCAUUGAUAAAAACAAUGUGCAUGGCACUAUAGAUGCUCUUCGUUGUUUCCUUGGAGAAUACGAUGUUCAAGAUGUUGUUGAGGAAAUGCAAGAGGAACAACAGUCGCUCUCAUCAGUGAAUACCAUUUCAGUGUGCCAGCUUUUGUUAGACCACUCGCUGUUCUGGCAAACCUUAUCUGUAGUGGUGCUUAAUAUGGGCAUGCAGCUAUCUGGAAUUGAUGCGAUCUGGUUCUACACCAAUUCCAUAUUUGAAAAUGCAGGAAUCCCUUUAAAUGAGAUACCGUAUACCACUGUGGGGACUGGUGCAAUUGAAAUAAUUGCAGGAUUACUUGGGUGUUUUACAGUUGAAAAACUGGGUAGGCGCCCUCUUAUAAUUGGUGGAUUCAGUUUCAUGGGUUUCUGCUGUGCUGGAAUAACAGUAGCACUUGUGUUUCAGGCGAGGAUACCCUGGAUGCGCUAUGCUAGUGUGGCUUGUGUUGUUGGGAUUAUUGCUGGCUUCUGCAUAGGACCAGCUGGACUUCCCUUCAUAAUGACUGGAGAACUUUUCAAACAAUCCCAUCGCCCUGCUGCUUACAUUGUGGGUGGAACCCUGAACUGGCUGUCCAACUUUACAGUGGGAUUUGUCUUCCCAUUCUUGCAGAUGUCAGCCGGAGCAUUUUGCUACAUGGUCUUCUGUGGGAUUUGCCUGUUUGUAGCUACAUACGUUUACUUCAUCAUCCCAGAAACCAAGAACAAAACCUUUAUGGAGAUUAGUGAAAUGUUUUCCACUACAAAGUCUUUGACUACUCCAAUAUCUACUGUGGACGAUGUAAAACUAAAAAUGUUAAAUGGGUAUGGUGCUUUUGAGAGCAGCUCAAUAGAAUACACAAUGUCUAUGUCUUGAAAAUGACCACAGAGACUUUCUGCAGAAGAGGAGCUUGCAGGAUAGAAUACAACUUAUCUUAGAAAUGCCGUGCCCAAUGUGAAGAUAUCUUUGUAUUUAUAUCUCGGGAAGCUGUAUGUGUAAUUAUAAAAAAAAAAAAUCUAAAACAUAAGAGCACAUGACUGUAAGUAUACACAAUAGUGUAAUUUACUGUAAUAUCUUAAUAAAGUCUUCAUUGUCACAA